Paramisgurnus dabryanus is the source of this 1098-nucleotide messenger RNA. It is a transcript of the gene snx22, whose product is annotated as sorting nexin 22. Lineage: Eukaryota; Metazoa; Chordata; Actinopteri; Cypriniformes; Cobitidae. The record is from RefSeq and is a predicted model, not a curated record. Gene Ontology annotation, molecular function: phosphatidylinositol phosphate binding.
ACGCAAACAGCAGUGAUCGCAGAUCCGGUUCGUGGAUGUUGAGUUGAGUCUGUGUGAUCUGUUUGCGUGAUGUGGGAUCAUCAGUGCGUGUCUCCAGUCAUCGAGGUCUUUAUUCCGUCUCUCAUGAGGGAACUGGACGAGACCGGAAAGUUGCGCAAACUCUUUAGGUUGGAGGUUCUGUUCAACGGAAGGAAGCACUUUGUUUUACGUCGACACAGUGAAUUUCAGACGCUUCACAGAAAGCUAAAGAAGAUCCUGCGAGCUCCUGAUUUCCCCAGUAAGAGAAACCAGCACCUGCGAACCAAACCACUGGAGCAAAGACGACAUGAACUGGAGGAUUACAUCCAGGUCAUAUUGUUUCAAAAUGAAAUCGUUCCUCAAGAGCUCUUGGACUUCCUGCAGGUCAAACAUUUUCAUGCAGCCACCAAGAACUGCAGCUUAGAUGAAAGCCAGUCAGAUGACCCUCAAGAGCAGGGUUACAGGAUUCAAUUGUUUCAUCAGCAAGUAGUCGGUUUCUCAGAUGACCCAUACCAGUGUGAAUCCAGCUCUGAUCUUCCUGAUAUAGUGGUGGCCGGUGUCCUGCAGGGUUUGUACCCAAGAGAUGUCAAAGUGAGUUUUAAAAAGAGUAAACUCAGUGCUCCUGCAGGCCUCACCUGUGUACCGGAGCUGCCCGUGCAUCCCAGAAUUCCCACCAUUACCAUCAGCAGAAGCAACGUUAGCUUGCUGCCCGAGUCUCCGAGUAUAUCAACUCAAACAGUUCAGUGUUAACCAGUUCAUACCACAGUAUUAUACCGACUGAAACCUUUAAGAAAGCAAGCUAUUGAAAUACUACAAUUGAUGUUUACGGAUCUUUUGGGUGAAGAUUUAUGCAAUAAUUGUGUAUUGAUAUGAAAUUGUCAUUUUGCAGAAAUAUCUUUGUGGUUCAAACUUGUUUUCUUUUACAACUUUUUAUAUUUUGGGAUGAAAUGUGACCUAGACAUUUCCUCAGGAGAUCUAAUUGAUAUUAGUGCCAUGAGAAAUGUAAUUUUGAUUGAACCGUUAGCCAACUAAAGCCUUUUUAGUUACAGUAUUUCUAUUAAAUGAAGACUACAACACUGA